Seminavis robusta is the source of this 1389-nucleotide messenger RNA. The record is from the annotation of a GenBank genome assembly. NCBI's taxonomy places the organism in Eukaryota, Bacillariophyta, Bacillariophyceae, Naviculales, Naviculaceae.
AUGGUGGUGUUUGUAAUCGACUUUUCGCAAGCGGCCAAGAAUGCAUUGAAUCCAUUGAGCCAACCGGUGCGAGACUAUCUGUGGCAGCAACUGGAAACGGCACGCCAUUCUCCUCACGUCACCAGUGUCAUUGUCACGGGAGGAACCAAGAAUUUUUCCGCCGGUGCCGAUAUUAGUGAAUUUGGUGGCAUUUCUUCGGCUGCUACCGACACUAGCAGUGUCAGUCUGAUUGACAUUGUGGAAUGCAUCGAAAACUUUCCCAAACCCAUCGUAGCGGCCAUUGCGGGAAAUGCCUUGGGAGGAGGACUGGAAGUGGCACUCGCCUGUCAUUAUCGAGUGUGUACUACCAAGGCCAGAAUGGGAUUGCCAGAAGUGACCGUGGGAGUGAUUCCGGGCGCCGGUGGUACACAACGUCUGCCUCGAUUGAUUGGAUUGCAAGAAGCGACGCAACGAAUUCUCACGGCCAAACCCAUGAAAGGCCCACAGGCACUGCAAUUGGGACUGGUCGAUGCCAUGGUUCCUCAGGAGGAACAACUCUUAUCCACAGCUUUGAAAUGGGCCGAAUGGGCGGAACUCAUGCCACUCGACUAUCGACGCGUUGGUCGCCGAACUGUCCCAGAUGCCGCCAUGGUCGACCAGAUUGCACAAUUUGCCCAACAACAAUUGCCACCGGCCAAUCGCGGUGGAUUUGUCCACCGGUGUGCCCUAAAAGCCGUCCUGGCAUCGGCCACCCAACCGUUGGAUGUGGGACGCCGCAUCGAAUUCGAACAAUUUACCGCGGCGCUACAAUCCAUGCAAGGGCAGGCGUAUCGACAUGCCUUUUUUGCCAUUCGCAAGGCGCAAAAACCCGUGGCCGCGCUGCAACAACAACACCCGCUCUUGUCCAGUACUGGCAGUAGCAAAGUGGCCGUCGUGGGAGCCGGGACCAUGGGCAGUGGCAUUGCCAUGGUAUUGCUCCAAGCGGGAUGUCAUGUGACACUCGUCGAUGUGGUCCAACCGGCAUUGGAAAAGGGUGUCAAGAAUAUUCAUAAAAUUGUGCAUGGAUACGUGGCCAAGAAAAAAAUGACACAACCUGCAGCCCAACAAUUGCUUUCGCGACUUGCGUCCACGCAAAAGUUGCAAGAUUUGACACAUGUGCAGUUGGUCGUCGAGGCCGUGGUGGAACGAAUGAAAGUCAAAAAAUCCAUUUUUACCACACUCGACCAGGUCACUCCACCCUCUUGUAUUCUACUCAGCAAUACAUCCACCUUGGAUAUUGAUGAAAUGGCAUCGGUUCUAUCUCCACAGCGCCAAACAUCCUUUGCCGGGUGGCACUUUUUCAGUCCGGCUCAUGUCAUGAAAUUGGUCGAAAUUGUCCGUGGAGAAAAAACGUCGACGGCCACUGUGGCG